UUUUGUUGAGAUGAAAAAGGAAAAAAAUCAAAGAAGCAAAUUAACCACAUGAAUGAAGGAAUGUGGACUAUUGACCCAGUAAACUAUUCAAUUAAUGAGCAAUUGAUGGCUUUGCUGCAGCUUUAAUCAAAAGUUCCCGGUCUUUAUUUGAAGUUAUACUUGAUAGUUGGGUGGCUUGGUUACGCUGUGCUAGUUAAACCACCGGCCUGCCUUUGAGAUAUCUUGUCCUACCUAUGUUAUGCGGCGCAGGAGAUUGCUAUGUAACUUUUCUUCAGCUGUCUACUAGACUGCUAAUCCAUGCUAUCUCUCUUAAUGGAGAGUAUUAUACCCUGAUAACGAACGGUUCGCAUACGGACCAAUGUCAUGCUGUGUUGAUGGUACUUCCACCCCCCGUCUUGCUACGGUCGAGCGGGCCGACAUAUUGAUAUGCACCAGAUCACCAAUCCCACGCAGCGUACCAUACUCGGUAGACUGGAUAUUGCGCAGCGUACUCCGAAGACUAGAUAUUAUGCCGAGAUUAAGUUCUGCAAACUAGCAGGACGCGGGGAUGGCGAGAUAUAGAUAGCGGUGUUAUGUCAGUGCUUUCGACUCGCUUACGGACUUGGCUUGGAGGUAGGACGUUGACGACGACCUGCUUAGUUUGACGAUAAGAUGAUGGCGAGAUGACGCUGUCUGAUGUUUGAUUCUCCACAAGUAGAUGCUUUUCGUGGCUAAAAUAGUUACGUGUUGAGAAGAGUGUUUUGAUGAAUGGCGAGUCGCAGUUCCAGUUCCACUGUAUAGGAGUAAGGCGAAGGAAGAAACGACGAGGACGGGAAGGAGAGGACUUUUUAAUACGAAGCAGAGGCAGAGGCAUGUAGAUUAGCCGAGUUAAAAGAAGGGUUGGGAGUAUGGAGAAUGGAGGAAGUAGGAGUAAGUAAGGAUAAGCAUCCAGCGGCCAACCCAGCUGUCUGGCACCGCGUAUCCCUUCCCCCUCCGUCCAUCUCCAUUUUGCGCGGCAUCUCCGCUUACCCACUCGCCCAUCCUGAAGGUAUCCGGCUUUGCUUUGCUUCCGGCUUUGCUUUGCUUCCGGCUUUGCUUUGCUUGUCCUUUGUUUUGUUCUGGCUUGUCGGUCUGUUUCAAGGUAGAGAGCAGAGCAGCGAAGGUUCAACCUUGACUUUUGAGGUACUUGGUACGAGGUGUAUGUCUUGUAUGAGAAAGGCCUUAGAUAGACGCCGCCACGGCAGGACGCAGGAUGUAUCAGACACAGAACAUCGACAUAAGAAUUGCAUGUCUGUACGGAGUAUGUAAUAAUGUCUGUAUAUGCAAGAGGUAUACGGAGACAAGAGCGCCACAAAAGCUACCCUGUCGACUCCGCGACCGGAGGGGCAGCAAUUCGGCCAACCAGUAACCAUAAACCAGUGACCACUAUAUAUAGUUAUCUCCCUGGUAGGUUUUGCGGGUGGGUUAGAGACUUCUUCCUUGCAGGCCGUGAUUGAAUGUGUAUGUAUGUAUGUUUGAUAUUGCACUGGAUGCGCAGUCGAUGUAUGGGGGAGGCCGGGCCGGACGGACAAGUCGGCUCGCGCAGUAAAUGUAAUAGCAAUAAUGAUAAAGUCAUGGAUAGACAAGAGGGAGCAUCGUACGACCUUGACUUCGCUAGUAGUGAUUGAGCAAGCGAGCUAUUUAGUUAGUUUGUAGCAACCAUUGACUUUUUUUGAUAUCCUACCGGCUGAAUAUGGUCUCUGCCCUGU
Molecule: messenger RNA, 1727 nt
Organism: Trichophyton rubrum CBS 118892
Lineage: Eukaryota; Fungi; Ascomycota; Eurotiomycetes; Onygenales; Arthrodermataceae
Exons: 1
Coding region: 895-1287 (130 amino acids)
Source: RefSeq, a predicted model, not a curated record